This is a messenger RNA of Theobroma umbraticum, 1874 nucleotides long. RefSeq names its product protein LAZ1 homolog 1-like. NCBI's taxonomy places the organism in Eukaryota, Viridiplantae, Streptophyta, Magnoliopsida, Malvales, Malvaceae. The record is from RefSeq and is a predicted model, not a curated record.
AAGGGUGGUUUAUCUUUGUGAAAAUUGUAGUUUGAGAGGAGCUGUGUUAUUCUCUCAAUUUGCAGAAGGGAAACAUAAAUUGAGCAACAGAAGAAUAAGGACUGGUAAAUGAAUUUCUGGACUUGUUGAUUCUUCAGCAACUUAAAAUUGUAUCAGCAAGCAUUGGUCUCUUAGGCUGUUGAAUAAGAUACGUGCCUGCUAUUGCUCCAUGGGAUGGAGAGGUGUCUUCUAUUCUUCACUUUUCCUUCUCACCCUAGUUGAAUCAUCAGGCAGAUCAGAGAGAAUUUUGUUGCCAAACUUGGGUGCACAGAAAGCUGUAGAUUUCAGCUGGCCAGUCUUCAGUGCAAGCAUAUUUGUGUUUGUUGCUCUUGUCCUCUCUAUGUACCUCAUCUUUGAGCAUUUAGCUGCUUAUAAUCAACCGGAGGAGCAGAAGUUUUUGAUUGGACUCAUUCUGAUGGUUCCUGUCUAUGCACUGGAAUCAUUUUUAUCACUGUUGGAUUCAGAUGCUGCUUUCAAUUGUGAAGUAAUUCGGGACUGUUAUGAAGCUUUUGCGUUGUACUGCUUUGAGAGAUAUUUGAUAGCUUGUUUAGGUGGGGAGGAACGUACAAUUGAAUUCAUGGAAAGUCAGACGGUAAUCACUUCCAGAACCCCUCUUCUAGAAGAGGCAUAUGCAUAUGGAGUUGUAGAACAUCCUUUUCCAUUAAAUUGCUUCCUGAAGGAUUGGUAUCUUGGACCCAAGUUCUAUCAUGCUGUAAAGAUUGGAAUUGUUCAGUAUAUGAUACUGAAGAUGAUCUGUGCAUUACUGGCUAUGAUUCUGGAAUCCUUUGGGGUUUACGGAGAAGGAAAGUUUGAAUGGAGAUAUGGCUACCCAUACUUGGCUGUUGUUCUUAAUUUCAGUCAGACUUGGGCCCUAUAUUGUCUCGUACAGUUCUAUGCUGUUACUAAAGAGAAGUUGGAACCAAUUAAACCAUUGGCCAAGUUUCUGACAUUUAAGUCAAUUGUAUUCCUGACUUGGUGGCAAGGUGUUGCUGUUGCAUUUCUUUUCUCUAUGGGAGCUUUUAAGGGGUCAUUGGCUCAGGAAUUGAAGACACGUAUACAAGACUACAUUAUCUGUAUUGAGAUGGGAGUCGCUGCUGUCGUGCAUCUUUAUGUCUUCCCUGCGGUACCUUACAAGCGUGGAGAAAGAUGUGUUCGUAAUGUAGCUGUUAUGACAGACUAUGCUUCUCUAGGAACACCACCAGAUCCUGAGGAGGUCCAAGAUUGUGAAAGAUCUACUAGGAUGCGCUUGGGUCGACAUUAUGAGAGAGAGAAGCGUUUGAACUUUCCCCAGAGUGUUCGUGAUGUGGUCUUGGGGAGUGGUGAAAUCAUUGUUGACGACAUGAAGUAUACAGUUUCACAUGUUGUUGAACCAGUUGAAAGGGGAAUUGCUAAAAUAAAUAAGACCUUCCAUCAGAUAUCUGAAAAUGUGAAGCGCCAUGAGGAGGAGCGAAGGAGGAGCUCUAAGGAUGAUAGUUAUCUUAUCCCCUUAAAUUCGUGGAAUAGAGAAUUUUCUGAAGCCCAAGAUAACCUUGUUGAAGGGAGUGUUAGUGACAGUGGUAUGGCGAACGGGAAGAGACAUCAUGUCCAAGCUAAAGCAGUGGCAUACAGGAAUAAAACUGCCAGUUAAUGUUUGCAGCUGCUUAUUGCUAUUGGAGUUGUUAAAAAGGGUGAAGAACUUGGGGGACAAGACCUUGAUGCUUUCUAACAUCAGAAAUGUAUAUAGAAGACUCUGACUAAGCUGCAAAAUUUUGCUGCGGUCUAGUCUGGUCAAUGUAUACAGAAUAUACGAUUCUGAACAGCUGAAAAUUAUGUUAUAUAUAAACCCCAUUGUAAAA